Messenger RNA from Colius striatus (speckled mousebird), 807 nucleotides. RefSeq names its product distal-less homeobox 6 (gene DLX6). Gene Ontology annotation, biological process: regulation of transcription by RNA polymerase II; embryo development; cell differentiation. The transcript is spliced from 3 exons. Lineage: Eukaryota; Metazoa; Chordata; Aves; Coliiformes; Coliidae. The record is from RefSeq and is a predicted model, not a curated record. Gene Ontology annotation, molecular function: RNA polymerase II cis-regulatory region sequence-specific DNA binding; DNA-binding transcription factor activity, RNA polymerase II-specific. The coding region runs from base 1 to 807 and encodes 268 amino acids.
AUGAUGACCAUGACUACGAUGGCUGACGGGCUGGACGCGCAAGACUCCUCCAAAUCCGCCUUCAUGGAGUUCGGGCAGCAGCAGCCGCCGCCGCCGCAGCCGCCGCCGCCGCCUCACUCCCAGCAGAGCUCACCGGCCAUGGCCGGCGCCCACUACCCGCUGCAUUGCCUGCACUCCGCCGCCGGCUCGCACCCGCACCACCAGCACCACCACCACAGCUCGCCCUACUCCGGCACCACCGGUUCCUACAACCACCGCUCUCUGGCCGCCUACCCCUACGUGAGCCACUCGCAGCACAGCCCUUACCUCCAGUCCUACCACAACAGCAGCGCGGCCAGCCAGACGCGGGCGGACGACGCAGAUCAGCAAAAAACCACAGUGAUUGAAAACGGUGAAAUCAGAUUCAAUGGAAAAGGGAAAAAGAUUCGGAAGCCUCGAACCAUUUACUCUAGUCUACAGCUCCAGGCAUUAAACCAUCGCUUUCAGCAGACUCAAUACCUGGCCCUUCCAGAGAGAGCUGAACUGGCAGCUUCAUUAGGACUUACCCAGACACAGGUGAAGAUCUGGUUUCAGAAUAAGCGCUCCAAAUUCAAGAAGCUGCUGAAGCAGGGCAGCAAUCCCCAUGAGAGCGACCCCCUGCCCGGCUCCGCUGCUCUCUCCCCCCGCUCACCCGCUCUGCCUCCAGUCUGGGACGUUUCAGCUUCUGCCAAGGGAGUCAAUAUGCCUCCCAAUAGCUACAUGCCUGGCUAUUCUCACUGGUAUUCUUCUCCACAUCAAGACACAAUGCAGAGACCACAAAUGAUGUGA